This is a messenger RNA of Moneuplotes crassus, 848 nucleotides long. NCBI's taxonomy places the organism in Eukaryota, Ciliophora, Spirotrichea, Euplotida, Euplotidae. The record is from the annotation of a GenBank genome assembly.
GCCUAAUUUAGGGAAAAACCUCUGUAAGUUCACAAUCAAAAGCAAUGCUUGGCUGGAGAUUUCGUCAGAUCAUUAGUAAAAUUCACAAAUCAGAUUCGCUCAGUAUUAUAGAUUGAACACUCAGCAUGGCUCUGUUCAAACGAAUCCUGAAAUCUUGAAGUUCAGUCAGGAGCCUUUACUUCAGCCGAUGCAAGAUUGUUGGGGAUGUUAAUCUUCAAUGGUCUCCUUGUUUAGCUAAUGACAUCGAGUGAGCCUUAUUACAGGAGUUGAAAAUCUCAAACUGUGAUUUCCAAGGCAAGCAGGGGUCUCUAGAAUCUUUCUUGAAGGAACUGUACCCUUAAGCAGUGAUCAAGGUCAGCUUCUUAAAGGAGUAAGCCAUGAAAAUAUCUAACUCAACUCCACUUGAAUCUCCAAAGUUAGGCUUCCCAAUAAGCUUUAUUCAUAUAAUUUUUAGUGGUCAUUCGCUGUAAACCCUUUUAAGGACCAAUCAAUAUUUACAACAAAAUGCAUAUCUUUGGAUAUAUCUUAGAUUCCUUGGGUGAUAAGAAAUUAUAUCAUUUUCAUUUGAAAGGACCUCAGGCUUUAAGAAAGCAACUCUGUGAGUAGGCACAAUGGCUUAUUAUUUGCUAAAGUAGUUUGCUUCAAUAUUUGCUUUGGCCUGCCAUAAACUUGUGGUUAGCCACAUUCUGAGAGGAAGGGUACAACAGCCGAGGGCUUCCAUUGCUCCAGCAUUAAGAAUAAAUCUGGUAUCUAAAUAUGUUCUAGAGGAUUUUCUCCCCAGUCUUAUUUUUGGUAUAUAGGCUUAUUGGCUAGAUUUAAAGCUGAACUUCAAUGCGAGCAGGGAUCAG